Camponotus floridanus (Florida carpenter ant) is the source of this 923-nucleotide messenger RNA. Its product is annotated as protein PBDC1. The record is from RefSeq and is a predicted model, not a curated record. Gene Ontology annotation, cellular component: cytoplasm. The coding region runs from base 194 to 688 and encodes 164 amino acids. The transcript is spliced from 4 exons. NCBI's taxonomy places the organism in Eukaryota, Metazoa, Arthropoda, Insecta, Hymenoptera, Formicidae.
AUUGACGCUACUUUUUAGCCUCAAUGAAAUUGCACCUUUAAGGUGUUACACAUAUACACACGUGGUUGAUGUAUUCGACGCUUUCACGAGAUCUUUUCAGCUGAUUUUGUACUUCAUUAUACCAAUAAAUUAGUAUAUAAUACACAUCAUAUAUAAAAUCAUACGAAUCUGAUAUUAUAAUUCUAAAAAAAUAAUGGCUCAAAUAGGAAACGUGACGGCAGAUCAACUGAUUGCUGGUUCCAGUAUAUUGUCAAGACCUGCUGAAGAAUUUGACAAUGAUCCAUCUGUAGAAGCAAUGUGGGCAAUGAAAGCUAUGGAACAUGCACAGGUUUAUUUUAAUAUUUUGUGCUCCGUUGACCCAAAGAUUUUGAAGCUUACACCUCAUGAUAAAGACAUCUACAAAGCAUUUAGAGAAAAUUUCCCUAAUAUGAAAGUGGACAAGAUUGAUGAAGAUGAAUUCAAGUCUCCACAAGAAAAAGAAAAAUGGAGGCCAUUUUGUGAACAGUUUAAGGAUCUUGUGGAAGAUUAUAGUUUUGGCACAUUAUUAAGGGCAGAUUGCACACAAGAUUAUACGGAAAAAAACAGUAUAUUGACAACUCGAAUUCAAUUUUACGCAAUAGAACUUGCCAGAAAUAGAGAAGGCUUUAAUGAUGGUGUACGAAAAAAAUUCAAAUCAAGUAAAGUUUAAUAUUGACCACAAUUAGCUUUUUUUAAUGCUAGAAUUAAAUUUGGAUAUACAUAAUUUUUUAUUUAUUACAAUGCAUAUGUAGGGACAUGAUUUUAUAUGAUAUAUAUUGUAAGUGAAUAAGAUACAAAAUAACAUUAGGUAUACAAUAAAUUGACAUAAUUUAUAACACGAUUUAUAUGAUGACCUGACUAUCUAUAUUUAAUAUAAUAAAAAACGAAAUAUAAUAAAUAACGAG